Mesocestoides corti is the source of this 1728-nucleotide messenger RNA. The record is from the annotation of a GenBank genome assembly. NCBI's taxonomy places the organism in Eukaryota, Metazoa, Platyhelminthes, Cestoda, Cyclophyllidea, Mesocestoididae.
AUGGAAAUACCCCAGUCAGGGACAGAGGAUUGUUUGCUAAAGCUUGGGGACUCAGAAAGAGAGUUGGACUCGAUCCCUGAUCCCCAAUCGAAUGCGGUUUCCCCUCCAAAGCCACCUUACCCAGUCCAUCUUGCAAAAAACUGCCUUCCGCAAGAGGCAGGAUCGAGAUCUCUGCAGGAACAAAGCACCCCGGUGCUCAAAAUCCUUUCCAACUGCAGCACUCAGGACUUUGACUCACCCGAUAUGAGCAUCACUAGAAAGACCUCGGCAGUGGACUUUAUCAGCUACAAGCACAGUCGCGCGGUGGCCCACGAUCCCUCUGCCAACUACUGUCUCCGUCUGUGCUGUCGCAGUUGGCUGGGACUGCUCAAAUUGCUCAUCGCGUUCCGCGCCAUUCUGGCUCGAUUUGUGUUCCUCGCGCUCACUUUAACUCUCAUCGCGAUGGUGGUUAAGGCGAAGAACCGGAAUGUCUAUUGGCUGCUGUGUUUUCUGAUGCUUCCGUUGCUGGGCGACCUGUGCUACUCCAUUGGGAUCAUGAUUUCUCCACGAAAAGGGCAAGACAAGACGGAAAAGUGGUUCAACAAGUGUUUGUUGGCGUACCUCUUUUGCGCAUGCCCGCCAAUUUGGAUAAUCGAACUUCACCAAUUACAGCAGCUGAAUGAAGCCACAGACGCGAUAAUGCACAGUCAGGGAGUGAUCAAACAAGGCGAACAGAUUUUCACAAAAAACCCCUGGAUCGAAGCAGGUUUCAUUUACAAUAAACCCGAUGAAAAUCUUGUAAUAAUGGGUGAAGACGUGGAAAGCUACCUAACUUCAGCUGCCUUGCGUGAAAAAAAUAUCACCGUGGAAUUUACGCCACACCUUCUAACACGCGUGAGACGUUCGGCAGACGAGGCAUCGGUGCGAUUUCCGACGCAAGAGGAGAGUCUCAUUCAGGCAGUGACUCUUCAACAUUACCCACUCAAAAUGCGUGUUCGAAUAAUGGAACAACUACUGCUGCUUUCAGUGAUCGUUGGUCGUUGGCUGCUUCCGCGUUUCGGCAUCAGCCGUGACCAGCUCUCACAACUCCUGCUUAUAAACAUUGGCAACGCCGCCGACAUCCUGGAGCUCUUUGAAGCCUUCAACGAGGAGGCCGUGCGGUCAAACGCCUCGCUCAACAUCUGCAUCCUGUGCCUGUGGCAGGCGUCGCUGUUGCAGUUCUGCUUCAACAAGACGGCGACCUUGGAGUGCAAGAGCCAGGCCCUUCGAUCGAUGUCUCGAAGCAGUACCAUCAAUGAACUCCUUAACAUCACCGCCCAGGUACCUUCGGACAAGCUGGAUGAUGGUCUUCGACGUAGCAUCCGACGCAACACCGACUACGAUGUCAUCACCCAACUACGCAUUCUUGAAGAACAGUCCCAGUCCUCAAAACACGAAGGUUCGUGUUGCGGAUGCCUUCGAGGGAAGCCGUGUGGGCGGCAGGGCAUGUCCGUUUGUGGAAGGAUCUGGUUCGGCACGGAGUUGUGGGCAAUUUUCAUGUCGCUCAUCCUCCAAGAUUUGCCGUUCCUUGCGCUACGUUUAACCCUGGUUAUGCACUUCAACGUUAGGAGCUAUUCCAACAUCUUUUUCACCUGUAAAAACUCCCUUCUCAUUCUGCUCCAGGUAUUUCGCUCGACUGUAAUCCUCGGUGAAUUCCGUCGGCAGUGGAACAAUCCGAACGCCGACAUUCCAAUGAUUCUUGUCUCCUGA